Loa loa (African eye worm) is the source of this 956-nucleotide messenger RNA. RefSeq lists its product as hypothetical. The coding region runs from base 42 to 893 and encodes 283 amino acids. Gene Ontology annotation, molecular function: structural constituent of cuticle. Lineage: Eukaryota; Metazoa; Nematoda; Chromadorea; Rhabditida; Onchocercidae. The record is from RefSeq and is a predicted model, not a curated record. The transcript has 4 exons.
CUGAAGAAGAUAUGCAGUAAUUGUGCGUGUAACAACAAAACAUGGCGAACAAGUCAUCACUACGUUCGGUUGCCUUUGCGGCUGUUGUAUUUUCGACGGUAGCCGUAACAGCUUGUAUUUUCACGUUUCCUAUGGUUUUCUAUUACGUUCAAACAUUACAAGCAACCGUGCAGAGUGAAGUAGAGUAUUGUAAGUCACGUUCACGUGAUAUGUGGAGAGAGAUGGUGGAGAUGGGGCCAGAAAGGGAUAGUGAACCAUUUGAUAUACUGGUUCGUGCUACCCGUCAAACUGAAGCUCAGUGCUGCACAUGUCAACAAGGACCGCCUGGACCAGAUGGUCCACCAGGCACGCCGGGAAGAGAUGGCACACCAGGCGAAGGACCUGGAGCGCCUGGACCACCAGGUCCAGAUGCCGACCUCCAUGAUCGGUUGCUUCCAGUACCUCCGCAAUGUCCAUGUCAGGCUGCACCUGGACCUGCUGGACCGCCUGGAUCACCCGGACCUGAUGGACAACCUGGAGGUCCUGGACCAAGCGGUGAUGAUGGAGCACCAGGUCCUCAAGGACCACCAGGAUCACCAGGUGCUCCUGGUCAAAGUGGACAGCCCGGACAACGUGGACCACCAGGUGAACCUGGUCAACUCAUUCCGGGAGAACGGCCACCACCAGGACCUCCAGGACAACCAGGACGACCAGGCUCACCAGGGCAACCUGGUCGACCUGGACCAUCAGGCAGAGACGGUGAGGCAGGAGGACUCGGAGGCCCAGGAGAACCAGGACCACGCGGUCCACCAGGUCCAACUGGACAACCAGGAGCACCAGGUGAACCAGGUCAACCAGGUGCACCGGGAAGCUGUGAUCAUUGUCCACCAGCGCGUCUUGCUCCGGGUUAUUAAACGCUGGAACAUAACACAGCACUUUGUCUCUCAGUGUCUCCUCAAUUUCUCUUAUAAAAUCAC